UCUCUUGUCUACGUAAUGUGUCUAUUAAUAUAUAAAGCUUUCAGCUGAUCAGCAUUGUCGUUCUAAAGCUAGCUUGCUAGGCCAGGUUUGAUUAACGUAAAGUUGUCGAUCACAAAUUAAGAGAAAGAACAACGUACUAGGGCAGCUGGAACGAUGAGAUACAGUACUAGUUUAGUUUUGAUCAAACUGCUGGUAAUUCAAUACCUGACAGUCGAAGUUCUUUGCACUUCGCAGGACUUUGAUUUCUUCUACUUUGUUCAGCAGUGGCCAGGAGCAUACUGUGAUACAAAGUACAGCUGUUGUUACCCGAAGUCAGGGAAGCCUGCAGCAGAUUUCGGCAUUCACGGUCUCUGGCCGAACUACAAGGAUGGCUCUUACCCUUCAAACUGUGAUCCGGACAGUGUCUUCGAGAAAACUGAGAUCUCAGAGUUGAUGAGCAGUCUGGAAAAGCAUUGGCCGUCAAUGAGCUGCCCGAGUAGUAACGGGUACAGAUUCUGGUCACAUGAAUGGGAGAAGCAUGGCACUUGCUCCGAAUCUGAACUUGAUCAGAAAGAUUACUUCCAAGCCGGUCUCAAGCUCAAGGAGAAGGCAAACCUUCUUCGUGCCCUUGCAAAAGCUGGAAUAAAACCAAAUGAUAAACUAUACAGCUUAAAGAGCAUUGUGCAAGCAAUAAAAGAGGGUGUUGGGCAUACGCCAGGGAUUGAGUGCAACAAAGACUCUGCCGGUAACAGCCAACUUUACCAAGUUUACUUGUGUGUUGACACUUCUGGCCAGGAUAUUAUCGAGUGCCCAAUUCUUCCUAGAGGACGAUGCCCUUCCACUAUCCAGUUCCCUAAAUUUUAGUCGAUGGAUCUCUAGCUAUCAACUGUGCGUGGAUUCUAUUUAUCAUCGUCCCUCUUUUUAUUUCUUAUUUCAAAAUUUCAGGCUACAAAUUAAAGUCCCUGUUUAUGUAUCUAAAUGCUAUAGGCUAUUUAGCUUCCUUCUUGUUAAAAUUGUGGGUGAAUUGCGUUUUGGAUGUUUAAGUUUA
Messenger RNA from Argentina anserina (silverweed cinquefoil), 1027 nucleotides. RefSeq names its product ribonuclease 3-like. Gene Ontology annotation, molecular function: ribonuclease T2 activity; RNA binding. Gene Ontology annotation, biological process: RNA catabolic process. The record is from RefSeq and is a predicted model, not a curated record. The transcript is spliced from 4 exons. Lineage: Eukaryota; Viridiplantae; Streptophyta; Magnoliopsida; Rosales; Rosaceae. Gene Ontology annotation, cellular component: extracellular region. The coding region runs from base 154 to 843 and encodes 229 amino acids.